AAAAAAAUGGAGAACACGAGCUAACAUUAGCAAACAUGCUCACCACUGCUUGCAUUGCCGGAAGUAAGAGUACAAACAAAUCUCGCGAGAUGUCGGCGGUGCUCAUGCGGAAACGUCACACGAUGAUUUGCAACGCGAAGUUGAUGCUGCGAGCGAGUUUGGGACUAUGAGUGAACUGUUUGACUGUGUGCAUCCCGCCGAAUGGAGGCGAGUUGAAGGCAAAUAUUGGGACGUGGUGGAGGCCAAGAGCAACGCCAAGAAACCCGGCAGGCUCCUCCAACUCGAAAAAUGGUACCAAGAGGAGCUGCCGGCUGUCAUUUCAAGUCGAUGUGACAAACACGUCACUCGGUCAGAGGUGGUCAAGCUGAUGGAGUGGAAGCUCACCAGAGGGAAGUUCAGGCCUCGUCUGCAGCAGCUCAUUUCUUCCAACAGCGAGGACGCCGUGGACCAAUGCUCCCGGAAGGCCUUCGGCCUCCUGCCCGACGUAGCGGCGGCCGUCGCGGAGCUCAGCUCGCUGAAAGGAGUCGGCCCGGCCACCGCGUCAGCGGUGUUGGCGGCGGCGGCUCCCGACCGGGCGGCGUUCAUGUCGGAUGAAGCCGCGGAGAGCGUGCCGGGGCUCCGACCCGUCCGGUACACGGCCGGACACUACGCGCUCUACCUGGACAAGAUGGUGGACAUGACCAACAGACUUAACCGAGCGGACCCUCGCCCCGAUUGGACCCCCCAGCGGCUUGAGCGCUGUUUGUGGGCGCUGACCGUCGCUAGGCAACAGCAGCUGCCGAUUCUCGAGGAUCUUGACGUGAAGGGCGGCGGCGCGGCGGAAGAGCGGGCGGACGCCGAUCGCGGAGCAAGCGGCAAACGUAAAAGAUGAACAACUGUGGAAUGUUUUUGUACUUUGGUAAUAAUAAAAUCUUUCGUGGAAAUCAG
Syngnathoides biaculeatus (alligator pipefish) is the source of this 927-nucleotide messenger RNA. RefSeq lists its product as uncharacterized. The transcript is spliced from 6 exons. NCBI's taxonomy places the organism in Eukaryota, Metazoa, Chordata, Actinopteri, Syngnathiformes, Syngnathidae. Gene Ontology annotation, biological process: DNA repair. Bases 167 to 871 code for a protein of 234 amino acids. The record is from RefSeq and is a predicted model, not a curated record. Gene Ontology annotation, molecular function: catalytic activity; DNA binding.